Molecule: messenger RNA, 345 nt
Organism: Suillus subaureus
Lineage: Eukaryota; Fungi; Basidiomycota; Agaricomycetes; Boletales; Suillaceae
Exons: 2
Coding region: 1-345 (114 amino acids)
Source: RefSeq, a predicted model, not a curated record
AUGCCAUCCUACCAGGUAAUCAACCUGUGGAUGAAGAGUCAAGGUCGAGUGAUCAAUAGCACCAACUACUGGAAUCUUUAUGCAGGGUACUUCAAGGACCGGAUGUGCCAGGAACUUGUAAGGCUUGGUGAUGGCACUCCUCCUCAGGAUGGCACUGGUGUUCGCUGUCAGUGCUAUGAGCUCUUCAAGAGAAGCUACCCAGACACUUAUCAGGACAUCCUCAAUAUCUACGGAUCACUCAACAUGCUGACAGAUAAUCAAACCAUUGCGCAAUGCACUCAAUCAUUCCAGAAACUUUAUAAGAGGGUAGGAAGUAUUGUGAGUAAUCUCAUUCCAAUUCUGUAA